Messenger RNA from Stegastes partitus (bicolor damselfish), 3427 nucleotides. RefSeq names its product Dexi homolog (mouse) (gene dexi). Bases 537 to 806 code for a protein of 89 amino acids. Lineage: Eukaryota; Metazoa; Chordata; Actinopteri; Pomacentridae. The record is from RefSeq and is a predicted model, not a curated record. The transcript is spliced from 2 exons.
GGUCGGGACUGUUUUGAUGCAGUUGGCAAAAAUGUGAGAAGGGACGUUUAGCUGUAAGGAAAAAAAAAAAAAAACAUCGUCAGGAGCAUGGAUGUUUCAGUGUCGUGUGUUUGACGGUACUAAUGUGAAUAUAAGUAAAUUCCGAUACUUUUCUUGUCGAAAUGUUCGCGUUUGUUUCGGCUAACGUUGCAUGCUACUGUUUUUAGCUCUAGCCAGCUGGCAUGGCGUGAAUUCCGCAAAGCCAAAGGAACCAAUGUCAAGAAUGCGUCGAGCUCGCUAACAUGAUAUUUUAAUACUGUCCGUCGGUUAUUUUAGGCUAUGCCGUUUCGUCUCGCUGUUUUUCUUUAGUUUUCUUUCGCACCGUAAAGGAUAAAGUACAACUCAAUGCUUCUCUGAAUCGUUGCUCUGGGUCAGGACGAGCCGAAAUGGACGCCCCGGUCCCAUCACCCCUCACAGGUUUCUAGCGGUGACAACAACUGCUCCAUCCUGGCACCACACAAUCACAAGAACCCGAGCCGUGGCUUUCUUACUUUUCUAUGACACACCCAAUUUAUGCCCAACUAGAUUCGGUGGAAUCGCUUUUGGACGAACUCCCAUAUAUGUUUUAUUUGGGCCUGUUCUUUGUGAACGUCCUGAUCCUCUACUAUGCCUUUCUGAUGGAGUACAUCGUCCUGAAUGUGGGGAUAGUGUUCCUGCCUGAGGACAUGGAUCAGGCGCUGGUGGACCUCGGGGUGCUGUCCGACCCGGCCUCCGUCCCAUAUGACACGGACACGGAGCUGGAUGUGUUUGAGGGCUAUCUGGAGUGACAAGGCGGUGCUGAAGGACAAAAAGAAAGUUGAGGAGGUGAUGAGGAGGAGGAUGCAGAGGUCUGGAGUGAACACUCCCUGGUCAGCGAUGAUGAGAAGAAAUGUCUCAAAGUGGAUGUUGUUGCAGCCUUUUUCUCACAGAGACAUAUCAGUCAAAAAGUUGUCUCGGCUCAAAGGAAGGUAGCCUGAGAGAGAGAGAGAGAUUCAACACCGCCAGCCGUAUGAUCAGAGACUGCCCCCAUGAAAGGAGCACUUGCACUGGAUCAGCUGUCAGCGUGUUGCCAGUCAAGCAGCAAUCAACUCCGCUGGCAUCUGUGAAGCUCACUUUGGACACUGCAGCAACGAGAGAUGAAAAGGAAGCACAAAGGUGCUGCUGCAGGUGGAGAGAGACAGCUGUUCCCCUUUGGAAGGAAAAAUGAAUGUCAUCAGCAAUGUGGAGCGUGUUUCAUGUCAUCUGCAGCCAAUUCACACGCAGCAGCCUGGCAUUUACACCGAAUAAUUAUCUACGCUAUGCAGGAUCCGGUAGUUAUUUCUACAAGCAAAUGAGAUGAAACCUGCCACUUGAGUCACAGUGCGAUGUCCUACGCGGUGAGACAUCUCAGAUGAACUGGCAAAGAGCAGGAAAACAAUGUCCACUGUCAGCCUGUUGUAUAGUUAACCCCUCACAGAGCAACUUGUUUUAACAGUUUGUCUUUUAGCUCAGAACACAUUUUGCAUUCUUAAGGCUUAAUUUAAAACAUGUCUUUUGGGGUCAUCCGUGCUGUAUGUCUGCAUCAGGGAUGUAUAGUCUCUCAGGAGCACAGUUAGGAACUCUGGGCGCACUGGCAAGACGUAACACUGACACUGGACGUAGGCUGUGAAGCUGUAGGAUAUAAUACAGUUUUGACUCUCGUAGAUCAGGAACACCAUGUCGUUCUUACCACACUCUUCACCAUAAUGAGGAACAUAUGAAACUACCCAGGAUGAGUUCAUUCUUUGACACAGUUAUCUCUGUUUAAUCUAUAUUAACAGCUGAGGCCAUGAACAUUUCAUUCUCCACAAAAAAAGGGUAACUAUAACGACACGUGUCAAAUCUCAUGAAAGAGAAGCCCAAAAAAAAGUGCUUUAGAUUUUUCACAUCACUCUGUUGGUUGCACACAUUUGUUUUAAUAUUGACUUUGAGAGACUUAGACCAGACUCAGUGCAUGAUAUUAUCUGUGUUUUUAAAGAAUUUGGUUUAGUCGUCAGAAUUCUGUUUUACUGCGCUUUCUGCUGUUUAUGUUGUGACAGAUGUAGAAUUCCUUUCAUCAAGGGUAUGUUCCUGACAGCAAUAAUAAACUGGAUUCAAGCGGCGGGGCGGUUAGAUAACGACGUGAACGAGAUCAUUCACUGAAUUAGGUGAAUAUUUCAGCUGUGUGCUUGCAUUGAUUUGCAGAUGGGUGGAAAGAUGCAGCCUUGUGUCAGUGGUGUCUUUAAAGGGAUACUAAAGAUUUAUGAGGCAUUUGUACGCUUUGGAGAUGCUGUAAAUCUGAGAAGAGCACUUGCAGCCCAGCUAAUUAACUAAAUAUUGAUUUUUGGAGGCAAUACAGAGAAACCAGUAUUUUCUUAUACAGUAAUCGCUGCCCAAAUAAGCAGAUUUUGCAUGAUAAUCAUUACAUUGUGGUGGUUGUCAACCAAAUACCCCAAGCCAUAGAGACAGAUAACAUUUCAAAAUCUUUGUACAUGCAUGCUUCGCCCUCUAAACAAGCUGUAGUCCAGAAUUUCAUCGUCAUAACUGAAGGAACAGUACAUUCUGCAAGACAACCUCUCACCAAGAUGGCUCUGCUUUACUGUACUGGCUGUUCAGAUGUCAUUUCGAGCAACACUUUGCCUCGUCAGCUCAAAUGGUUUUGCUAAAUAUAGCCCGAUAAUUAUCCACAGCCACACUGAAUUCAAAAAGAAAAAAGGCACGUUGGAAAUCAAGAACGCGGAUGUCGUCUUAUUGUAAGAGGAAGCAUUGACAGCUGAUACCAAAUUCUGUCGUAUUUCUGGAUUAAGGCUGACACUGAGCAUUAUUGUGUUUAGAGUUGUAUGUACAAAUCAUUAAAAACACAGUAUAAACACACAGGAUGCUAAAACUCAGGAUGCUGGUAUUCAUUAAAAAUAUGUUUGUUUGGAAUUUGAUCCAAAAAUAAUUCAAUCAAUACCAGCUAAGGGCUUUGUGUAGAUAAACACUAAAUGGUUAAUCAAUAUUUGAUGGUGCUGGAAAUGUUUAGCUGGCUGAUGUAAUAUUUUUUUUAACUAAAGGUCAAUGUCAGUAUAACGAGGUGGGCAAUUUAAGGAUAAAAAUGGCUCCUCAUAAUGAGAAAUCAGCGGCAAGUGAAGCUGUUUCGGGGGAAGAUUCGAGUUUUAUGCAAAACUGGUUCUAAAUCACUGGUGUUCGCGGCUGGUUAGAGACCAUGCCAUCUCCCAGGUAUGAUACCACACUGUGCUGGUCAACAUCUGAUCAACCCUGCUCACGUUAUCAUCAACACAAGACCUGUACGCAUCGCUCAUCCCGCCACAUCUGCCUCUUUGCAGACAUGCACAUGCUCUAAUAAGCUAUGGAUCGCAACAGAGUUUUAUUUUCCAAUGUGUAUUUAAUAAACUUUGAGUGAAUGCCA